Molecule: messenger RNA, 1692 nt
Organism: Mitosporidium daphniae
Lineage: Eukaryota; Fungi; Microsporidia
Exons: 2
Biological process (GO): protein O-linked glycosylation via mannose
Cellular component (GO): endoplasmic reticulum; membrane
Molecular function (GO): dolichyl-phosphate-mannose-protein mannosyltransferase activity
Source: RefSeq, a predicted model, not a curated record
AUGAUCUGUUUGGCGAUCAUUGAUAAUGAUGAUCGCUUGUUUAAGACAUCUGUUGCCGAUAGUGGAUCACCAACUGCUGGCAUUGUUGAGCCAUCCUUCAUCUGUGGUGUAGGAAUCUGUAUUCUAAUUGUUGCUAGGUUUGAUGAGGUCCAUUUUGGCGGAUUUGCACAGCAAUAUCAAAAGGGCACCUUUUUUUUGGAUGUGCACCCCCCCGGAGCCAAGAUGCUGAUUGCAGGGCUUUCCUGGCUUUUAGGUCUUCCGGAAGAUUUCAAUUUCGACCUCAUUGGCCUCGAUUACUUGGAAGCAGAUGUUCCAUAUGUUGGGUUGCGGCUACUGCCUGCCGUUUUGGGCACUCUGCUUGUGCCCGUGAUGUUUUUGACUUGUGUUGGGCUGGGCCUUGAGGUGGAAUAUUCGAUUUUUGGCGCUCUUUUAGUUUUGUUCGAAAAUGCACUGACAACGCAAUUUCGGUUUGUCUUUCUGGACGCGUACCUUAUAUUUUCGUCUGCAGCUGCCAUUUGUUUCUACAUGUAUUUUCAGAAAAAGAGAAGGGAUCCAUUCUCACCGGGUUGGUGGAUCUUCUUGAUGGGGACAGGCAUCUGCAUCGGAUGCGCUUCCAGUUGUAAAUGGGCAGGUCUGUUUACUGUGGCCACCGUUGGUCUUGCCACGCUGUUUGAUCUUUGGCAGCUGUUCAGCAGCCCGCGAGUAGUUUCCAUUAAUCGUUUCUCGCUCCAUUUUUUGGCCAGAUUUUUUGCCCUGCUUGUUGUCCCGGUGCUAAUCUACGUUGGCUCUUUCUGGAUGCAUUUCAAGAUGCUGACAAAGGCCGGUCCAGGAGCCUCGUCCAUGUCUUUGCUAUUCCAGCAGUCUCUGCAAGGUAGCCACAUUCUCCCACCGACCAACGCUCCCGUGGGAUAUGGAAGCAUAGUGACUAUCCGCCAUUUUUCUCAAAAGAGUUUUCUUCACUCGCACUCGCAUCUUUACCCAGAAGGUUCUGAGCAGCAGCAAGUGACAUUGUAUCCUUUUUCCGAUCUGAACAAUGAAUGGAUAGUUUUGCCUCGAUACCCGGAUCCCUUUAGGAAGCAAUACAGGUGGAACAUGUGGCCUGGAAAUCUCAGCGCGCCUCACGAUCUUGAUCCAUUUGUUCCACUUCGAAACGGGGAUCGAAUACGACUGGUGCAUCACCUUACUCGAAGAAGCCUGCAUUCGCAUGUAGUUUCUCCGCCUCUUUCAAACAAGGAGCACCAUUGGGAAGUCUCGUGUUACGGUCUUCUUGACGAUGUGCGUUCUUUUGGCGAUACCAAUGAUGACUGGAUCAUUCGGAUUACAGAUAGCCAGGGGAACGAGCUAAACGAUGCGGAUGAAGAUGAAGUAUUCAACGCAUUCAGAGCUAAAAAUAGAUACGAUGAAAUGCCCAUUGCCUCUCAGUACAUAUUUGCACUUCCAGACCAAUAUUCAGAAAGCGUUUCUGGGGACGGUUCUGAUGAACCGGGGCAAAGCUUGUUAAACGACCAAGUCUCGCCUGUUAUGGAACAAGAUCAAGCCGGCCCAAAAGAACAAGAUCAAGCCGGUCCGAACGAACAAGACCAAGAUGUCAAUACUGAGCACGAAUCCGUUGAUAACGAAGAAUUCCAUGUGUCAGAGCAUGAAUCCCAGGUGUCAGAACAUGAAUCCCAGGUGUCAGAACAUGAAUCCCAG